Messenger RNA from Haliotis rubra (blacklip abalone), 5137 nucleotides. RefSeq names its product atrial natriuretic peptide receptor 2-like. Gene Ontology annotation, biological process: protein phosphorylation; cGMP biosynthetic process; receptor guanylyl cyclase signaling pathway. The record is from RefSeq and is a predicted model, not a curated record. Gene Ontology annotation, cellular component: membrane. Gene Ontology annotation, molecular function: ATP binding; guanylate cyclase activity; protein kinase activity. Lineage: Eukaryota; Metazoa; Mollusca; Gastropoda; Lepetellida; Haliotidae.
GACACUUUUGGACCACUGUCCGAAAUUCCCUAACCAUUCAUAUAGUGGUCACUCCGUCUGGUGUCAUCCCCCGGGUCAUCAGGCUGUAACAGUCUUGAAUUAGCCGGUUUGUCACCCUUCCCGCCAUGAGUGAUGUAUGAGAACAAGCAGACGACUUGUCAUCAUUGCGCUAGAAGCAGCUUCUGUUGUGUGUUACCUGCCAGAUGAACGGUGUACAGCCAGGCUCGGGCUGGUAGACCAGGGACAAUGUACACCUGGGGAGUGUUCCUCCUUCUCCCCAUCCUCCUGCUACACACCCCCAGCGUCCAGGGGGACAAGCGAGAGUUCAGAAUUGCCUGGAUGGCACCAAAGAGGGAGUACAACAAGUUCAGUGCUGCCACAACUGUAAAUGCUUUAAAGUUGGCUUUGUAUUCCAUUGGGCGAAAAUAUCUUAGAGGACAUCCUAUACGGGUGAAAUGGUAUGACAGUGACUGCAACUCCAAGGCCGCUCUCACCUCCGCCGUCGACGCCAAGAGCACGUUUGACCCACAUCUCUUCCUUGGACCCCCGUGUUCCGCAGGCAUGCGUCCCGUGGCUCAGCUGGCGUCCCACUGGAACAUCCCCGUCUUCGGCUGGGUCUCCAACGACCACGACCUCAGAGACAGGAGCAUCUACUCUACCCUCAUCAGACUUCUCGGACCCCUGAACCAGUUCUCCACAACAAUGCGCUACGUCUCGAGCGUGUUCAACUGGAAGCGCUACGCCAUGAUCCACGAUAAAGACGAAUCCUACAAGUCGGUGUACGAAGCUCUGGCUGGGGACACCACCAACUUCUUCACGUCCACGCACUCUGUGACCCCGACCAUGGACGACGAUGAGAUCAAAGAAAUCUUCCUUCAGGUCAAGAAGUACGCCAGAAUCAUCAUCUUCGCCGUGCCGUGGUUGACGAUGAGGAAGUACAUCCUGGUGGCUCACCGACUGGGGCUCACGACGGGGGAGUUCGCCUUCAUCUGCAUCAACGGAGAUGUGUAUUCGGGCGAGACGCUCGAGGCAGAUGUUUUAUCAGACCGUGUGUGGCGACGAAACGAUUCCUUUGAUGAAGAAGCAAAGUUUGCGUUUGAGUCCGUGAUCCACGUUAUUUUGGUGGGUCAAGAACAACAGACGUACAAAAAGUUCAAAAACCAUGUGCAGAAGAUGAAUACACUGACUGAUGAACUCUGGGACAUCCCUCGAGGGUCAGACCAACUAGACGCCUAUGCCCCGUUUCUGUACGACGCUACCCUGCUGUGGGCGAUUCUGGUCAACAAGUCCAUGGUAGCCGGGGAGAAUCCGACGAACGGAACCCACAUGUUCUCCAUGGCGCAGGGGGUGCAGACAACUGGUGUGACGGCCAAUUUGGUUCUAGACACCUUCUGUGACCGACUGGUCAACAUCUGGCUGCUUGACAUGCAGGAAGACGGCAACUUCACCACCAUCACCAAGAUCUACAACACCCUCACCGGGGGGAAUGGUCUACUCGUUUCACAAAUGACGCCCUCCCUCGUCUUGCAGCAAAUGGAGAAGAAGAUCAGUGCCCGAUGGCCCGACGGGAAGGUUGGCCAGGAGAACGCGCCACCAGACAUACCCAAGUGUGGCUUUGAGGGAGAGAAGUGCAAGAUAGAGCCCGACCCCCACGACCCCGGCUACGCUGACACCAUCACGGGGGCGGCGGCAGGGUCGUCAGUCGUCCUCAUCAUCGCCAUCGCCGUGCAGGUGUCACUCAGACGUUACCGACGUCGCCGACAGCUGGAGAGUAUGUUGUGGCAAGUGAAGUUUGAGGAGAUCGACUUCGUGACGGCCAUUCUCUGUGGCAGCGUCAGGUCCAGCUUCAAGAACCUCGCACGACGUCGCAGCUCCAAGAACGUGAAGGGAGUAACCAAGACGCGCAAUGUUGGGAGUUCAGGCGAUUCCUACACAGACUCGCCAAGGUCACAUCACUGCACGGAGACUGGCACCACCAUGUUUGGUUCUGUCGCAUAUAUCAGAGGGAGCUUGGUGUCCGUCAAGAGGAUGUCCAAGAACAGCGUCAGUCUGACCAAGGAGGUUCUGCAGGAACUCAACCAGCUGAUGGAACUCAAGAAUCAGAACGUCUGUGCGUUUGUUGGCGCUUGCGUAGAUCCAGGAAGGAUUCUGUUGUUGUGGGAGUAUUGUCCUAAGGGCAGUUUACAGGAUAUCAUCUGGAACACCAACAUCAAGUUGGAUCAGCUCUUCAAGUUCGCCCUGUGUCAGGACGUCGCUAAGGGUCUGGAAUACAUACACAAGAGUUCAGUCAACUACCAUGGCAACUUGAAAAGUUCCAACUGUGUUGUGGACAGUCGGUGGACAUGUAAACUCACGGACUUCGGGGUCCCUAAAAUCAGGUCGAUGGACAAGGCGUCGAUACCCUUCGAGGAGAACGCAGACAAGGAACUGUGGACGGCCCCUGAGAUUCUGCGAGCUGAGAGGAAUGUUGAGUUCCAAAAAGCGGAUAUCUAUGCCGUGGGCAUCAUUCUGAAGGAAGUGUUCACACGGUCCGGCCCGUACACCGAGUACCCAUUCUACUGCUCCUCAGAAAUCAUCAGUAAAGUUCGGGAACCAUCGAUACAGACUCGGUUCCGUCCGUCAGUUGCACGUGAGCUUCGUCAACAUCCGGACCUGGCAGCCCUGAUCGAGGAUUGCUGGAGUGAGGACCCCAGUGCCCGUCCCUCCGCCCCGAGGGUGGUCAAGUCCCUCACAAGAAUCAACCCAUCCAAACACAUGACGAUGAUCGACAACAUGAUCGCCAUGUUGGAGAAGUACGCCAACCAUCUGGAGGAGCUUGUGGCGGAGAGGACGAGUGAGUUGGACGCGGAGAAGAGGAAGACGGAGAACCUGCUGUACCGGAUGCUGCCACAGUCCGUGGCGGAGGACCUCAAGUUGGGUAAACCAGUGAAGGCGGAGAUGUUUGACCAGGCUACGAUAUACUUCUCUGAUAUAGUGGGCUUCACCAAGAUCUGUGGCGAGAGCACACCCAUUGAGGUUGUGAAUCUCCUCAACUGUCUGUACACGCUGUUUGAUGACAUCAUCACGCACUAUGACGUGUACAAGGUGGAGACAAUCGGAGACGCCUACAUGAUAGCUAGCGGUCUGCCGAUGAGGAACGGCGACAACCACAUCAAGGAGAUCGCCGACUGCGCCAUGGACAUCCUCGCCUCCACCGCCACUUUCACCAUACCUCAUCUACCAGACAGACCUCUCAAGAUACGUAUAGGUAUCCACACAGGGUCGGUGGUUGCCGGAGUUGUGGGUCUAGCGAUGCCUCGGUACUGUUUGUUCGGAGACACGGUCAACGUAGCUUCCAGAAUGGAGUCUACAGGAUUCCCGCUGAAGAUCCACAUGAGCUCAGUCGCCCACGACAAGCUGGUGUCCCGGUUCGCUGGUUACCACUUCUACGACCGGGGCGAGAUCCCGGUGAAGGGCAAGGGCACCAUGAACACCUUCUUCCUGACUGGGAGGGACGGCUUCACCAAGGUCCUGCCCCGCGCUGACCAGGACUCUCCGGGGUCCCCCACAGUCAAGUUCUCCAUGCUGACCAGCAUCCCUGACUGUGGAACACACACCCGGGAGGGUAGCCAUUCCGCCUUGCUUCCAAGUCUCGCCUACUGUGAGACUCACAUGCGAGAAGAGAGACUCUCAGCUCUGAAGCCGAUGCCAACUGUGACGUCAACGCCUUGCAGAGAAGCUUCUAGGGAGGACAGUGGUUACCUUGGUAGCUGCACACCGAAGCCUCGCAUGACGUCAGAUUCCGGGGAGUGUUCGAAGGGCGCUACAGUGCCUGGGAAACGUCUGAAGCUUGAUCCUCAUGAGUUACUCGGUUCACGUGUGAAUAAAUCAACAGAAUCUGCAUGGCCAUCUCUUAGAAGAGUCGCGUCAGAGAGUUAUGGACCAACAAACAUUUCCUCACGUGUGAACAGGUUGCCCGAACCGGCUCGUUGUCAUAGCAACCGUGUGACGUCUGAGAACUGUGAAGCGUCAAACCCUGACUAUCUUGCUGCCACGGUAGCAGAACCAAACCACAGCAAUAUUUGCAGACUGACGCCAGAUCCUUACGAACAGUCGACCAUUUCCUCACAUGUGAAUACAUUAACUGAACCAACACAUGCUACGCAUACCAACCGAGUGACGUCAGAUCCAAGGGAACUGUCCAAUUCUAUUAUCUCUCAUGUGAACAGGGCGUAUGAACAUGAUAGUGACAACAACUCGAUCGUAGGUUUCACAAAGAACUCGCUCAUCAGGAGCGCCACGAUCCCGCGGUGUAACGCCAGCAGGCCCAGCGUUUUGGUGCCCCGCGGGACCUCUAAGGAGAGCGCUGACUUCAGGGAGGAUAAUCGCAAUCGAAGGGUAACUCGCAUUUUGGAAAUAACGCCAUUAUGACUAGCGGCCCCCGAGACGUUGGUGUGUGAGAUUGAAGGGGAAAGAAUCUAGCAUGUGUCUGGAAGAGAGAAUGUAGCACGUGUAUGUGCGUGAGAGAAUAUUCCACGUGUCUGUGAGAAUGUAGGAUGUCGGUCUGUUAUAGGCAUGUUGCAUGUGUGUCUGUCUGUGAGAAUGUAGGAUGUCGGUCUGUUAUAGGCAUGUUGCAUGUGUGUCUGUCUGUGAGAAUAGAAUGUAGCAUGUGUUAAUGGGAGAGAGAAUGUGGCAUGUGUGUCUGGAUGAGAGAACAUAACGUGUGUCUGGAAGUGAGAAUGCAGCACGUGUGUCUGGAAGUGAGAAUGCAACACACGUGCCUGAAGGAGAGUAUGUAGCAUGCGUCUGGGAGGAAGAAUGUUGCACGUGUGUAUGGAACCUGGAACGUCUUUCGGAUUUCUGCGGAGACAGCAUUUUCUGGAGGAUGUGUGACCAACGUUGAGGGACAAAUUUUCCAAAUUCUUGACUGAAAGUGAUUUACUGAUCUAUGUGUCUUGAGAUGAAGAUGCGGUCAUGAAAUUGUUGAUUAUAAACAAGUCGACUGGACACAUGAAAUAUUUCUAGACUCAAGACUGUGUUGGGUGUAGGAAUGUGAGACCGUUCAGCGGUACCCACUGACAUGGUUGUACACUUGUUGAAGGUCACUCAGUGUGGCGGAGGUGUCAUCAUAGGGAACCGCCAUUGGUACAACAGGAAA